AUGGGCAGCAAGACUCAUUGUGCCCAGGAGGGGUACCAUCGUGGUGUGUUCAGUAGGGAGGAGGGGCGAGGCCCCGGCUGGGGCAGUAGAACUGCAGGGGUUGGGGGAGUCGGGGCCAUCAGGGGAGUAAAGCUCUUUGAAGUCAUCGAGACGGAAAAGACCUUAUACCUGAUCAUGGAAUAUGCAAGUGGAGGGGAGGUCUUCGACUACCUCGUAGCACACGGAAGAAUGAAGGAGAAGGAGGCCAGGGCUAAAUUUAGACAGAUAGUGUCUGCCGUACAGUAUUGCCAUCAGAAGCGCAUCGUCCACAGAGAUUUGAAGGCGGAGAAUCUACUCCUGGACGCCGACAUGAACAUCAAGAUCGCCGACUUUGGCUUCAGCAACGAGUUCACGGUGGGCAACAAGCUGGACACGUUCUGCGGCUCGCCGCCCUACGCCGCGCCCGAGCUCUUCCAGGGCAAGAAGUACGACGGGCCAGAGGUGGACGUCUGGAGCCUGGGGGUCAUCCUCUACACACUCGUCAGCGGGUCACUGCCCUUCGACGGACAGAACCUAAAGGAGCUGCGUGAGCGCGUUCUAAGAGGGAAGUAUCGGAUCCCCUUCUACAUGUCCACAGACUGCGAGAACCUCCUCAAGCGUUUCCUGGUGCUCAACCCAGCCAAGCGGGGGACACUUGAGCAAAUCAUGAAGGACCGGUGGAUCAACGCAGGGUGUGAGGAGGAAGAGCUUAAGCCAUUUGUAGAGCCUGAGCUGGACAUCACCGAUCAGAAGAGAAUAGACAUUAUGGUGGGGAUGGGCUACUCGCGGGAGGAGAUCAACGAGUCGCUGACGCGCAUGAAGUACGACGAGAUCACCGCCACUUAUCUGCUGCUAGGCAGGAAGUCCAGCGAGUUGGAGGCCAGUGACUCCAGCUCGAGCAGUAACCUCUCUCUGGCCAAGGCGCGGCCCAACAGCGAGCACAACAACGGCCAGUCGCCAUCGCACCUCAAGGUCCAACGCAGCAUCUCCUCCAAUCAGAAACAGCGGCGCUACAGUGACCAGGCGGGUCCAGCCAUCCCAUCGGUGGGCCACCCCAAGCGCAGCCAGACGGUGGCUGACAGCGACCUGAAGGAGGAGGCGGCGUCGGCCGCUCAGCCCCGCAAGUCCAGCUCCUCGGGCAGCCGCGGCAUGGCCCCACCCAGUCCACUCCUGGGCAGUGCCAACAACCCCAACAAGGCCGACAUUCCCGACCGCAAGAAGGGCACUGCCGCCCCUGGCAGUACGGUGUCCAGUGGUAUGACCCGGAGAAACACCUAUGUGUGCAGCGAGCGGAACGCAACCGACAGGCACUCAGUCAUCCAGAACGGCAAGGAGAACAGUACGGCGGUUGCUGGUCAGCGGAGCCACGUGGUCAGCGGUAGUGGCGUUGGCGGCGCGUCCACGCACAGCGUCAGCAGCGGCAGCGCGCCACCCCCGCCGGACCGGCUGCGUUUCCCGCGGGGCACGGCCAGCCGGAGCACCUUCCACGGCGGUCAGCUGCGCGAGCGGCGCACGGCCACCUACAACGGCCCGCCGGCCUCGCCCACGCUGUCGCACGACGCCACCCCGCUCUCUCAGGCGCGCAGCCGCGGCUCCACCAACCUCUUCACCAAGCUCACCUCCAAGCUCACGCGCAGAAAUAUGUCAUUCAGGUUUACCAAAAGAGGGCCAGCAGAGUUUGAGAGGAAUGGGAGAUAUGAGGGUUCAAGUCGCAACGUUUCUGGAGAGACCAAGGAGGACAGCAAGGAUAGCAAGCCCCGCUCGCUGCGCUUCACGUGGAGCAUGAAGACCACCUCGUCCAUGGACCCGGCCGACAUGAUGCGCGAGAUCCGCAAGGUGCUGGACGCCAACAACUGUGACUACGAGCAGCGCGAGCGAUUCCUGCUCCUCUGCGUCCACGGCGACGGCCACGCCGAAAGCCUUGUCCAAUGGGAGAUGGAGGUGUGCAAGCUUCCCCGCCUCUCACUCAACGGCGUGCGCUUCAAACGGAUAUCGGGGACGUCCAUCGCCUUCAAGAACAUCGCCUCCAAAAUCGCCAACGAGUUAAAGCUGUAAAAACCUGGGAAACCCUAAUUGACAAGAGGAGGGGGAGGGGGGAAAAAGAGAAAAAAAAUAACAGUGACGUACGUACAAAAACGAAACAAAACAAUACCAGAGAAAAUGUGAAAAAAAGCGACUAAAGGACUAAAGGCACACAAAAAAACUAGCAUAAUCAAGCUGUACAUUGUUUAUGAACAAACAAAAAUGGUAGCAAAUACUGAAAAUAGCGCUCAAAACACUUACAAAGUAUGUACCAGAAAAUAAUGUAUAGACUUAUGCCUUAGGCAAUAAUUUCCUGCAUCUUUCCAUUGUUGAUGUUAUUAUUAUUAUUAUUAUUGUUAUUAUUAUUAUUAUUAUUAAUAAUAAUUAUUAUUGAUGCGUCCGUUGGUGAUAAAAAAAAGUGAGGAAUUUGUCUGUUGUUUUCUCUUUUUUUUUUUCUUUUUUUUUUAUUGUGCACUGCAUUAGUUGGCCUUUUGGGCCAUAGUCACCCACCGGCCCACUCACUCCAAAACCUCAGCAAAGGAAAAAGUCGCUUCACACAAGAAAACAAAAGCAAAAAAUAAAUAAACAACAAAAAAAAUGUCACAGAAAAAAAAGAGGGGAUUGAAACCAGUGGCUCCACCCGUCCCCACGCUGUCCCCCGCUGGCCUGGUCUCAGGCCCACGACGCCCCCUGUCGGUGGAACCGGCACAUAGCACGGCCCAUGCCACCCUUCUCUCGGCCCAGUAGGAGUUGGUCCAGGCAGGGUAGGACAGAGCCAUAAGUUGCACACACACACACACUCACGCUCACACAUUUUCUUUGAUGUGAACAUAGUCUGUUUUAUUCUUGUUUGUUUUCCGUUUUGUCUGUUUUUGUUUGUUUCAUUUAUGUCUAUGGGUGAUGGUGGUGCUUUCUCAUCUAAAGAACACACCCUAUUUGCACCUUAAUCAGUGCACAAGCAGCCACCUGCUCACACACACACAUACUGUACACACACACACACACACACACACACACACACACACACACACACACACACACACACACUCACUCACUCCUCAUUAGUAACCCUGCUGAGUCACCCCUCAUCACACUUGCCCUGAGCAAUAGAGCUGGUCAGUUCUGGUCAGUCCACAGCCUGCCAAAGGAGCAGUGGCCCCACUCCCAGGACCACGCGGAAUCCGUUCCCAGAGACGAAGCGCUGACCAGGGGAUGAGCAUUCAAAGCCUUUUUUUAGGCUCUGCUGUGCACAUAGUUGGCCUCACAAAACGAGAGGGAGUGGAAGAGCCUCGAUCCAGAAAAGUAGACUGGAAGCGGCGACACACGUCAGAAGAGACUGCUCUCUCACACACACACACACACACAGACAUGCACACACAAGCACGCUCACAGGAACACACUUGCAAACACACAAGCGUUAAAAAUUGGGGACAAUGCUUUUUGCAGUGUCUCAUGACUUUGAGUCUAUACUGAGUUGGUUAAAUAAUAUAAUUAUUAAAGAGAGAGAGAGAGAGAGAGAGAAAGUGAGAGUGGUUAGGAAGAUUUUCCUUCCUUAUGUAUUUUAAUUGUUUUGUUUAUAUUCCUGGACUUUACCAGAAUGCCCUCUGCUAGCUCUUGACCCGGCGAGGUCAGUGGUGUUGGCACAGUAAAGCGUUCAAAGGUCAGAGUUCAAGUCGCCACACAACCAGAUCACCAGUAUUCACUCCAUACCCCUUCGUAUUCUAGCACUGUCAUUUUGUUUUUUUUGUUUAUUUUACUGAUUAUGUUUUGUCUUAUUUCUGGUUGGAAUGUAAAUAAAUAAUGUGUAUUAGUUUGGCGACCACAGCAUCAUGAUGUACUUUUUUUUUGUUUGUUUUUGGUUUUGUUUUGUUUUCUUCCUUUUUUUUAAGUCUGGCUUAUAGCCAGAAACAAACUUAAUGUAACUCAUCACAGGUUAAGGUUAAUCAGUGUCUCCAUUAAAACACUCUAAAAGCA
This is a messenger RNA of Alosa sapidissima (American shad), 4014 nucleotides long. RefSeq names its product MAP/microtubule affinity-regulating kinase 3-like. The record is from RefSeq and is a predicted model, not a curated record. Gene Ontology annotation, cellular component: plasma membrane; cytoplasm. Lineage: Eukaryota; Metazoa; Chordata; Actinopteri; Clupeiformes; Clupeidae. Gene Ontology annotation, biological process: intracellular signal transduction; protein phosphorylation. Gene Ontology annotation, molecular function: ATP binding; protein serine/threonine kinase activity.